Epinephelus moara (kelp grouper) is the source of this 3152-nucleotide messenger RNA. RefSeq lists its product as uncharacterized. The record is from RefSeq and is a predicted model, not a curated record. The transcript is spliced from 2 exons. NCBI's taxonomy places the organism in Eukaryota, Metazoa, Chordata, Actinopteri, Perciformes, Serranidae. The coding region runs from base 209 to 1333 and encodes 374 amino acids.
GUUGCCACUCCAGAGGGCAGGUUUAAAGAUUCUCCCAUACCUGGACGAUUGGCUGAUCUGUGCUCCAUCACACGGUCAGGUUGUACAAGACACAGAGAAAGUCCUCUCCCAUGUCAAAUCUUUCGGCUUCAAGGUGAACUUGAAGAAGAGCAAUCUCGAGCCAAGGCAGGUGACGGUCUUCUUGGGGCUUUGUCUGAAUUCGGUCACAAUGAAGGCAUCCCUUACCCCCCAGAGGGUGGCGAGUAUUCUGGCAGUUUUGCGCACCUUUUGCCCAGGCAAACGUCUGGAGUUCGUUCAGUUUCAGAGACUGCUGGGAUUGAUAUCGGCAGUCAGUGGCGGUGAUUCCACUGGGGUUGCUCAAGGCCCGCGCUCUACAGCGGUGGCUGAAUGCGUUCAACCUCCACCCACAGAGGGACAGGCAUGUGAAGCUCAGAGUAACUCAGGCAUGUCAGCAGGCUUUGCGCCCGUGGCGGGACUGCAAGAUGCUUGUACAGGGGGUCCCCUUGGGCAGUCUGCCUUCAAGGAGGGCGCUAGUGUCCACCGAUGCCUCCAGAACAGGCUAGGGAGCAGUCUGGGAGGGCAGAAGUGUGAGAGGUGUCUGGGGACCCCCGUGGGACACCGAACACAUCAAUGUGCUAGAGCUGAGAGCAGUGUAUCUGGCUCUCAAGGCAUUUCUCCCAUUCAUUCGUGGCAGGCAUGUUCUUGUGAGGUCGGACAACUCCUCCACAGUGUACCAUAUCAACCAUCAGGGGGGCACAAGGUCUCUGCAGAGUCUCAAGGUUGCACAGCGGCUCCUGUUUUGGGCCUUUCCACGUCUGGCAUCACUCAGGGCUGUAUAUGUGCCAGGGGUGCACAAUCAGGCAGCAGAUCUCUCCAGGUCUGGCCCUCUCCCAGGGAAGUGGAGGUUGCACCCGCAGGUGGUGGCAAGCUUGUGGCCUCGUUUCAGCAGGGCCCUAGUGGACCUAUUUGCGUCCAGGGAGACAACCCAUUGUCAGUGGUGGUUUUCUAUGAGACACCCAGUCGGCCCUUUGGGCCUGGAUGCACUAUCUCACGAGUGGCCGGAAGGGUUGCUAUACGCUUUUUCCCCACUACCAUUAAUUCCCCAUGUGCUGGACAGGAUAGCCCAGGGGCAAUACAAGGUUCUGUUGGUGGCCCCACAGUGGCCAAGAGACACUGGUUUCCGACCCUCCUUCGCCUGGUCCACGGCCAACCCUGGCCUUUGCCCCUGAGGGCGGACAUGCUUUCGCAAGCAGGGGGGCAGAUCUGGCAUCCCAAUCCAGCUGUUAUGCAGUUGUGGGCUUGGCCCCUCCUCAGCCCAUCACUCAGGACCUGAGUGAGGCUGUCCUGGAGACUAUAGGCAAUGCCAGAGCUCCCUCCACACGUGCCAAUUACAAACAAAGAUGGAAGUUGUUUGUGUCAUGGUGCCACGAUAAGGGGCUUGAUCCGGUCACCUGUUCGGUGGCUUCGGUGCUCCACUUCCUCCAGCCCCUACUGGAUGCAGGUAGGGCAGCCAGCACCCUGAGAGUUUACACCGUGGCUAUAUCAGCCUUCCAUGAGACAGUAGGGGGGGGUUUCUAUUGGGAAACACCCCAUGGUGUCCCAAUUUCUGAAAGGUGCUAAUCGUCUUCGUCCAGGCAGGAGUCGGAGGGCUCCUUCUUGGGACCUCCCUUUGGUGUUGAGGUCCUUGGCCGCUACCCCAUAUGAACCGCUGGAGCAGUCGGACUUGAAGCUCCUGUCACACAAAACUGCGUUCCUUCUGGCUGUUUGCUCAGCCAAGAGGGUAAGCGAAUUACAUGCACUGUCCGUAAGUGAGGAGUGCUUGAGAUGGAAAGCAGAGAAUGAAGGGGUGUUCUUGUGGCUGAAUCCUUUCUUCCUCCCCAAGGUGGUGAGUCCUCGGACUGUGAAUCAGGCAAUUGAGAUUAACUCAUUCCGACCUGACCCAGUUUACCAGGGGGGAGUAGCUCUCCAUACUUUGUGUCCAGUCAGAGCACUGAAGGCUUAUGUUGAGCGUACUCAGCCACUGAGACAGGAACACGCCCAGCUUUUUGUGUGUUAUGGCAAUAGGCAGUUAGGCCGCCCAUUAUCUAAACAGCGCCUGUCCCACUGGCUGGUGCAGGCAAUCUCUCAGGCUUACUCCAGCCAGGGUUUCCCAGUCCCUGGAGGUCUAGUGGCCCACUCUACAUGCAGUGUGGCCACCUCAUGGGCAGCUCUUAGAGGAGUUGCUCUUGGAGACAUAUGUGCAGCUGCGUCAUGGAGUACUCCAUGCACGUUUGCCAGGUUUUAUAGGGUCAAUGUGGCAUCUGCUGCACUCAGUGCCACAGUCCUUAUGUCAGCUACUGGACAGGUCAGUGAGGGGGUGAACUCCUCCAUUGAAGACCAUGGUGAUGGUCAGAGUGAGGUCGAAAUAGAUCGUAAGUUAUGUACAUAACUAUGGAUCUAUGAGACCGAACGAUGACCGUCACCAUCGCUUGUCGCUCAGAACGGGCUGAGGCGUUCCAGGCAAGAGGAAGAGGCAUUGCCACCGGAUGCUUUAUAACCUACAACCAGCCUCUUAAGGUCAGUCACAUGACUUUGUUGUUAUUAUGGUCUCGCAGAUAGGUAGAAGGAUGGCAUCAUUCAAGGUGAAGACCGUGGUGACGGUCAUCGUUUGGUCUCAUAGAUCCAUAGUUAUGUACAUAACUUACGUUACCUUCUCUGAAAGUGAAAGAAAGAAUCAUUCCAACAGAAGUUUUGAUGACUGUCAUCAACAAUGAAAUGCACAGAACCUACAUGCAAAAAAUAGACUUCAAACACUGACCUUAACCAAAGAACGUUAAUAUUAACACACACUCACAAAAUGUUGAACUGUAAAGUUACUCUUUUUAGCAGAGAGAAUACUAGACAUUAAUCAGUAACAGUUUUUGUGGUGUUACAUUAACUGAGAUAAGUAAACUUAAUUUCAUCUGCUGGCUUCUGAGCUAUCAACACACCAAGACGCCUAACACUCCACCACAUUAUUGCAGUUAUGCUAACCAUUCACUUCACACACUGACAUUAACUCACACAAGGUAAUAUUAACUUCAGCUAACACUACAAUAAAGUUACAAGGUUAACGUUACUCCUCUUUUAUGUAAUAUUUGCCAAAUGUUGACAUGUAUGCAAUUAGCUAAUAU